Pseudogymnoascus verrucosus is the source of this 2000-nucleotide messenger RNA. RefSeq lists its product as uncharacterized. The transcript has 5 exons. NCBI's taxonomy places the organism in Eukaryota, Fungi, Ascomycota, Leotiomycetes, Thelebolales, Thelebolaceae. The record is from RefSeq and is a predicted model, not a curated record. Bases 712 to 1308 code for a protein of 198 amino acids.
UAUUUUGUCUCUAGAUCUCCUGCCUCCGUCCUCCUGCGUCCAACUGCGUCCUGAUUAGAGUGUUUAUACGAAGUCUCCUCUUCGUCAUUCCCGUCUUUCCCGCCACUUCUGUUUAUUUAUAUGUUUUUUUUACGCCAUGUGCCAUGUACCAAGGGUGCGAGGACUCACUCAUCUCACUCAUCUCACACACAAAUCUCUACUUCCAGCAGCCAGGAUGAUGUAAGGAUGUAAACAAUAUGGAUCAUUAGUUGGGAUCUACACACUGUAUCUGUGCUUGAGUAACUGCAAACUCCGUACUACUGUACACUUUAUACACUGUUUAUACUGUAUAUCCUGUAUAACUAUUGACGCUCGGGCUGCUCUGCGGCUUGGUACAGCAUCAAUCACCGCAAGACCUGUCCCACUUGUUGUAUCUCCUACCUUACCUUAGUGAGCUUCUUCUAUCCCUUCUCCGCCCACUCCCUCAUCUCUCCUUCUCCCUCCUCUUCUUCUUUUCCCACGAUAAGCCUUCAAUAACCUCUAAUUCCCAGUCACUCGCUUUCCCAUUCGUUCGCAUUGCGCCUCUUUCUUCUCUAAUACCUUCGUUUUAGUUUUCGUGCUCUUGAGAUUUGGUUUUCCCGCAUCGACAGAAGUUACCUCCCACAUCAUUUACUACCUCCCUCUAUACACAUAUACCUACGCUUUACACCUUCACACGAAAGACUACUCGAGAUGUUCUGGUCCAAGGUCUUCGGCGUUGCCGCCCUCGCUGUGGCAGUUGCUGCUCAAGAGCAGUACUAUAUCGCGCCAUCGAGCGUGCUUCUCACAACAAGAGAGGUCUGGUGUAAUGACCAAACUAGCACCUGCCCGCUGUUGUGCACACAAUACCCAGGUGGCUCCAUGACCACCGCCGCGAACGACUGCGACCCUGAAACCCUCACAUACAACUGCACCUGCGGCAACGGCAUCUCCCCCAACAUGACCGAGUACAGCCUCACCAUCCCCUUCCACAUCUGCAUCGAAUGGGGCCAGCAGUGCGUCGCCGGCUGCGGCGGCGUCAACACCUGCCAGGCCGCCUGCACCGAGGACCACCCCUGCGGCGCCCAGGACCCUUCGCGCGGCAACGCCACGGCCACCACCACCAGCGGCGCACCAGCAGCUACCAGCUCCGCCCCAGUCGUCCACGACGGUUUCGGUGACAGCAGCACUACUGGGUCGUCGACUGUGGCUAAGCCCAAUGCUGCUCGCGCUGCUCUCGAUCUCGGGAGAAGCUAUGGCCUGGCUAUCGUGUUUGCGGGUAUCUUCGCGGCUUUUGGAUUUGUCAUGUAACGCGCUUAUUUGGCGGGUUAAUGGACGUGACGACGAUGGGAUUCUUCUUUUCAUCACCUCUCGUCCGAACUACACUACAUCUCUCUCUCAAUCACUCGUUCUUCUUUUUUGAGUCGCGCUUGAGCAUUACUCUCUCACUUUAGCGCUGCAUAUAAUUCAGUCCUUUCCGCGAAUUGAUCAAGUUGGGGGGUUCCGGGGAGUACGUAAUUGCCAUUAUUGAGGUGGGGAAUGUUGAGGGCAAAGGUGGAAAAAUGGUUGCUGGGACGGACGACGGCGGUUAAUGCAGGUUGUGUGUGGAGUGGAAUUGUGAUCUUUCUUGAGAGCUUUUUUGGGCGUUAUUAUACUUUGCUUUUUGGAUUACUUGGAUUUCUGAUUUUCAGUUUUGCGAGGUGUUUUGGGUUUUUCGUGCGCACAAAUAGCUUUUUGUUCAGACCCCAGAUCAGAUCAUGUAAAAGUUGUUCUUCGCGUUAAUUGUCAGCAAGAUCAAGUUAGUUCAUCAGUCCAUCCAUCCAUCAUCUCGGCAUCUUCAUCCUUCAACAUCACGUGUGAUCCUUCCCCAGUAACCAUUCAGGUUCCAAUCGUAGAACUUCCAUCCUUCCCUUGCCGUGAUAGAUUCAGUGGAGCCAGAUUGUAUUUCCUAUUUCGUAGAAGGGAUCCAUUGUUUUUCCCGCCGAACAUAACCAGUAAUAGAG